Molecule: messenger RNA, 2089 nt
Organism: Oncorhynchus keta (chum salmon)
Lineage: Eukaryota; Metazoa; Chordata; Actinopteri; Salmoniformes; Salmonidae
Exons: 3
Coding region: 409-1518 (369 amino acids)
Source: RefSeq, a predicted model, not a curated record
UCUCUCUCUUAGUAUCCAAACCUGACAUAUCCACUGAACUGCCAGAACCUCACAUUAUCACAUCAUCAUCAUCAACCCUUGCUAUUGUCCUGCUAAAUGAAUCUAGCUUAUUGUCCUCCUCCCCCCUCCACCACCUGCUGUGGCUGCUGUGAUUGUCUAGACGUUGGGAUGCGAUUGGCCCAUUUCCCUCCUCUGUUUCCCCUAAGGAGAACCUUAAAGACUGCUAUGCAUCAAUAUCUCACUGAGCUUCACGGCAACACCUGAAUAUUUCCUUCUGAUUUGGCUCCAGGUGUUUGUUUAUGCCUGCCAGACGGUUACAGUAGAGCACAGUGUCGGUAGUCUCAGUACGGUAGGGAAGUCAUCACAUUAUAAAAUCACUAUCAUAACACACCACAGGCAGAGGGAGGGAUGGAGAGAGAGUUGGCUUAUGUUAGUUGGCUCUCUCUCUCUCGCACACAUGUACACUCUCCCCCCCUCACUCUCUAUCUAUUCUGUCUCUCUCUGUCUUCCUCUCCUCCCCUCAGUCUCCAUCUAUUCUGUCUCUCUCUGUCUUCCUCUCCUCCCCUCAGUCUCCAUCUAUUCUGUCUCUCUCUGUCUUCCUCUCCUCCCCUCAGUCUCCAUCUAUUCUGUCUCUCUCUGUCUUCCUCUCCUCCCCUCAGUCUCUAUCUAUUCUGUCUCUCUCUGUCUUCCUCUCCUCCCCUCAGUCUCCAUCUAUUCUGUCUCUCUCUGUCUUCCUCUCCUCCCCUCAGUCUCCAUCUAUUCUGUCUGUCUCUCUGUCUUCCUCUCCUCCCCUCAGUCUCCAUCUAUUCUGUCUGUCUCUCUGUCUUCCUCUCCUCCCCUCAGUCUCCAUCUAUUCUGUCUCUCUCUGUCUUCCUCUCCUCCCCUCAGUCUCUAUCUAUUCUGUCUCUCUCUGUCUUCCUCUCCUCCCCUCACUCUCUAUCUAUUCUGUCUCUCUCUGUCUUCCUCUCCUCCCCUCAGCCUCCAUUUAUUCUGUCUCUCUCUGUCUUCCUCCCCCCUCACUCUCUAUCUAUUCUGUCUCUCUCUGUCUUCCUCUCCUCCCCUCAGUCUCCAUCUAUUCUGUCUCUCUCUGUCUUCCUCCCCUCGGUCUCCAUCUAUUCUGUCUCUCUCUGUCUUCCUCUCCUCCCCUCGGUCUCCAUCUAUUCUGUCUCUCUCUCUGUCUUCCUCUCCUCCCCUCAGUCUCCAUCUAUUCUGUCUCUCUCUCUCUGUCUUCCUCUUCUCCCCUCAGUCUCCAUCUAUUCUGUCUCUCUCUCUGUCUUCCUCUCCUCCCCUCAGUCUCCAUCUAUUCUGUCUGUCUCUCUGUCUUCCUCUUCUCCCCUCAGUCUCCAUCUAUUCUGUCUCUCUCUGUCUUCCUCUCCUCCCCUCAGUCUCCAUCUAUUCUGUCUGUCUCUCUGUCUUCCUCUCCUCCCACGUGGAUUAAUGCUGGCCCACCACAGUAUAUUUCUAUCCAUCAUUCUGCUGGGUGUGUGGGUAUUAGACAGUGCUGGCGGUGCAGACUGAACUCAGUCGGCGUGUCAACGAUCGCUAAAUGCUCUCUGAUGCCCCGCCACCGUGGAGGUAUUCCACAGGCCCUAUUUACACCGUGGAGUUAUUCCACAGGCCCCAUUUACACCGUGGAGGUAUUCCACAGGCACCAUUUACACCGUGGAGUUAUUCCACAGGCCCCAUUUACACUGUGGAGGUAUUCCACAGGCCCCAUUUACACCGUGGAGGUAUUCCAGAGGCCCCAUUUACACCGUGGAGGUAUUCCAGAGGCCCCAUUUACACUGUGGAGGUAUUCCACAGGCCCCAUUUACACCGUGGGGGUAUUCCACAGGCCCCAUUUACACUGUGGAGGUAUUCCACAGGCCCCAUUUACACCGUGGAGGUAUUCCACAGGCCCCAUUUACACCGUGGAGGUAUUCCACAGGCCCCAUUUACACCGUGGAGGUUUUCCACAGGCCCCAUUUACACAGUGGAGUUAUUCCACAGGCCUUAUUUACACCGUGGAGUUAUUCCACAGGCCUUAUUUACACCGUGGAGUUAUUCCACAGGCCUUAUUUACACCGUGGAGUUAUUCCACAGGCCCCAU